CAAGAGAACAACAGAUAUACACAACAUCAUUUUCGCUUUUGCACCCUCUGUUUCUUCUUCUUCUUCUUUUUCUUUCCUGCAGUAACUCAUCAUUUUAUCCAUCAACCCAGAAGCAGCUCAGUAAAUUUUUGCUCACCUCAAGUGAUCAUGCACAUAUAAGGAUCAUACAUGUAUAUACAAGCAUAAGAAGAAGAAAAACAUCAAGAAUUAGGCUUGGAGGUAUUUCUAGAGGGUCUCGAAUGGAGAGAAGAGUUAAUGUAUCCGUUGUCGUAGUUUUUGUUGUUAUAGCUCUGUUGUUGAUAAAUGGAUCAGAGGGAGAUCCGAGAUCCAAGAUGGUUGAGAUCAAGUGUGGGAAGAUUGUAGAGCAUAAUGCAUCUGUUUUUGUACCGAAUUUUGUUGCUACGAUGGAAAAUAUUAGUAGCCAGAUGAGAAGUUCAGGUUUUGGUGUAGCGAUUACUGGUAGAGGGGUGGAUACUAACUUUGGACUUGCUCAAUGUUAUGGUGAUCUUUCUUUACUUGACUGUGUUUUGUGCUAUGCUGAAGCUCGAACUCUACUUCCUCAGUGUUAUCCUUAUAAUGGAGGUCGAAUUUACCUUGACGGUUGCUUUAUGAGGGCUGAGAAUUUUACAUUUUUCGAUGAAUACAAAGGACCUGAAGAUGUGGCAGUGUGUGGAAAUGGCACUGGAAAGAGUUCUAAAUUUCAAGAAGCUGCAAAAGCAGCUGUUGCACAAGCAGUUGUAGAUGCACCAAACAAUCAGAACUAUGCUCGAGUUCACUUUAAACCGACUGGAGGAGGUCAAAAUGACUCAACAUAUGUGUUGGCUAAUUGCUGGAGGACAUUGAAUGCGAGUUCUUGUAAGGCUUGCCUUGAAAAUGCUUCUUCUUCAAUACUGGGAUGUUUGCCUAGGUCUGAGGGCCGAGCAUUGAACACUGGCUGCUUCAUGAGGUAUUCUGACACCAACUUUCUUAAUCCUAUACCAGGCGGUGGAAGUUCAAAAGGGACAGUUGUAGUGAUUGUGGUUGUCACCAUUAGCUCUGUUAUUGUUUUGGUAGUCGGGAUAGUUAUUGCAGUUUACAUAUGGAAACACAGGAAGAUUCAAAAGAAGAGAAGAGGUUCAACCGAAGUGAAUAAAUUGGUGAAGACUCUUCACGACAGUAGCUUGAACUUUAAAUACUCAACAGUUGAGAGAGCCACCGGGUCUUUUGAUGAAGCCAACAAGCUUGGGCAAGGAGGAUUUGGGACGGUUUAUAAGGGAGUUCUGGCAGAUGGACGAGAGAUUGCAGUCAAGAGGCUUUUCUACAAUAACAGACACAGAGCCGCAGACUUUUUUAAUGAAGUUAACAUUAUUAGCAGCGUUGAACAUAAAAAUCUUGUCAGGUUGUUAGGAUGCAGUUGUUCAGGUCCCGAGAGUCUUCUUGUGUAUGAAUUUUUGCCAAACAGGAGCCUUGAUCGGUUCAUCUUUGACUCAAGCAAAGGAAAAGAACUUAACUGGGAAAAGAGAGAUGAAAUUAUCAUUGGAACUGCUGAAGGUUUAGUCUACCUUCACGAGAACAAUAAGAUUCGUAUAAUUCAUAGAGAUAUUAAAGCAAGCAACAUUCUGUUGGAUUCAAGGCUCAGAGCUAAGAUUGCUGAUUUUGGAUUAGCCCGGUCUUUCCAAGGAGACAAGAGUCACAUUAGUACCGCCAUUGCAGGAACAUUAGGAUAUAUGGCACCCGAAUACCUUGCCAAUGGCCAAUUAACUGAAAAGGCAGAUGUGUACAGCUUCGGGGUGCUCUUGCUGGAGAUAGUUACUGGAAGGCAAAACAACAAGGGCAAAAGCUCUGAAUUUUCCGACAGCCUGGUUACAAUUGCAUGGAAGCGUUUUCAACAAGGCACCGUAGAGGAGAUUCUUGAUACGAACCUAAUGUUGAACGAUUUCCAUCGAAGCAAUGUAAAGGCAGAAGUUCUCAGAGUGGUACAUAUAGGACUAUUGUGCAUCCAAGAGGCUGCAUCACUAAGACCUUCAAUGUCGAAAGCACUCAAAAUGCUGGCAAAAAAGGAUGAAAUCCUCCCCCCACCAACAAAUCCUCCUUUCAUUGAUGAAAAGACCAUGGAGCUUAACGACACGAGUGAUGAUCCAUUUUACCCUCAGAAUGGUUCUAGUUCUGCUUCAAUUGCUAAUAUCUCCCACAGUUCUUUCUACCCACGGUAACCCAUUAUUUCUUGAAACUAGAAGCAUCAUGCACAUACAUUACAGUGAAGUGUUGAACAGAAACCGUCAAUAGUUAACCUCUGCCUGUACUUGGCUCGUCAAAUCUGCACUUGGUCCGAUCUUAGACCCUACUUCCGAGUGAAACAUACUGUUUGAGUUGGUUGUCAGGAUUCUGCCCGUACUUGGCUCGUCAACGUUUGCACUUGAUCCGAUCUUAGACCCUAUUUCCGAGUGAAACAUACCGUUGGAGUUGGUUUAUUAGGAUUCGGAAAAAAAUGUGACUUGUGUUGCAAAGACAUUGUUUAGAAGGCUGGCAGGACACACUAAAUACAAUCUCUUCAUAGUAUACAAUUUUAGCAAGUGAAGAAGUGACAUAUUGUUGCUAAUUAUUUGUGAAUUUUUGCUGAUGCACAAAAUUAAUGAUACUGUGAUGCUUAACCGACU
Molecule: messenger RNA, 2636 nt
Organism: Daucus carota subsp. sativus
Lineage: Eukaryota; Viridiplantae; Streptophyta; Magnoliopsida; Apiales; Apiaceae
Product: cysteine-rich receptor-like protein kinase 2
Exons: 8
Coding region: 240-2192 (650 amino acids)
Biological process (GO): protein phosphorylation
Molecular function (GO): protein serine/threonine kinase activity; ATP binding
Source: RefSeq, a predicted model, not a curated record